GACAUUGAUUUUUAAUAUGAACGCAUAAACAAAGAAGACUAAAGAAGUCAAUCGACGGAGCAACUCGCUAUGAAUUUCAGAAGAAGAGGUUGAAAAAGGGGAAGUGGUAGAGCAAUUUUGGUUCUGAAACCUCCCAUCUGUUCCUUAAUUUUGUCCUGAAAACCUUUUGUCCUGAAAACCCCCAUUCGUUCCCUGUCAAAAACCCAGAAAGAGGAAAUGGCUGAGACCAUAAUGUCCAUGGCGGGGAUGGUAGCCAACCCUGUAAUUAACGAAGUUGCUUUCCUCCUCAAUGCAAAGAAUGAGGUCGAAUCACUUGCAGAGAAGUUGAAGGACAUCCGUUCCAAAUUGGAGACAGCCUAUGUAAUGACGGACAGAGAGGAAGAGUUCCAUGAAUGGGUGAGCCAACUCAGAAACUUGGCCUUUAAGGCUGAGGAUGUUAUCGAAGUCUUCAUCAACAAUCCAACCCCAGAUGAUGGUCACGAUUUUCUCCAGCUGGUCAUGUGGUUCUUCCGCCAAAUUAUAGUUCUUCACAAAUUGAAAAUCAAAAUUGAUGAUAUCAAUAGCAAGCUGGAGUCGCUGAACAAGCUUUCAGAGACAAGUUCCGCACAUAUCCAGAUUCGAAGUCCAGUGGAUGGUGAAACUUCUACUCUUCAUUGGAGAAGAGAUCAGGCCUCGAGCAGAAUUGACGAAGAUGAAAUCGUCGGUUUUCAAAAGGAAACAGAGGAACUGGUGUCGUCGUUGAUAAAGGAAGAACCACGACGACGGCUCGUUGUUUUGCCCAUUUGGGCUCCGGGAGGAGCAGGUAAGACUGCCCUAGCUCAAAAGAUUUACAAGAAUAGUAUUGUUAAGAGUCAGUUCAAUUGUGUUGCAUGGGUAUCUGUUUCCCCGAACUUUGCUGUAAAAGACAUUUGGCAAGCUAUACUAGAACAAGCUAAGGAGCUCACAGGAGAAGAAAAGAUGGGGUUACAGACUAAGAAGGACGAUGAGUUGCGGAGUAUGGUGCAUAACUAUUUAGAAGGCAAGAAUUACUUUAUUGUAGUGGACGAUUUAUGGAAGAAGAACGAUUGGGAGAUCAUAACCAUGGCCUUUCCGAUUUCACCCCAAAUGAAAUGUAGGGUUUUGCUCACAACUCGUAUCGAAGAAGUUGCCCGUGGUGCUGACCCAUUAAGUGCUCCGGUUAAGCUCCAGGUUUUGAACGAGGAGGAAAGUAUGGAGCUUUUCUUGAAGAAGGUCUACCGAUGCUCCUCUGACCAAAUACCAAAUCUGUCUAGGGAGAUGAAGAAUCUGGCGAAGCAACUGGUUUCAAAAUGUGAGGGACUCCCAAUUGCAAUCGUGCUUCUGGGUGGUGCCUUAUCCGGAAAAGACCAGGCUAUCAAUGAGUGGAGGUCCAUGCUUGACCGGGUACAUUCAUGCCUGUUGAUUGAAUCAAGAGACUUCCGAAAGGUAGUAGCUAUGAGUUAUAAUGAAUUGCCUUAUCACUUAAAAUCAUGUUUCCUUUACUUUGGUCUUUUCCCAGAGGAUAGUGUGAUCGAAUGUGACAAAUUAAUUCGACUAUGGGUCGCUGAGGGGUUUUUGCCUCGGAGAUCAGACAAUGAAGUAAUUGAAGAUGUGGGCAGAGAAUGCCUUAAGGAUUUAAUCCAAAGGAGUAUGAUCCAAGUUGUAGAAUGGAAAUCAAGUGGGGAUCCUCAAACAUGUCGCACUCAUGAUCUCAUUCGAGCUUUAGCAAUACAAGAAGCCAAGAAAGCAAAAUUUUCCAGCAUUUCCAAGGAGAAACAUUUGGGGGUGUCGUCGGUGGAAGGCAGCCGUCGAAUAGCCCUACAUCCCAAAGACAUUGAUCAGUUCCAUCGUAUGCCUACUGCACCAUCCCUCCAAUCCUCCGAAGCUUUGACUGUGAGUCGCCCAUACCGUCGGUCCCUUUCUUCCACAGUGCCUACCGACGGACAGAGACCUUCUGUUGUUGUUGAGAGAGAUGAUGAUAUAGUAGGAUUUCAAGAGGAAGAGGAUAAACUAGCAUCGUUGUUGAGAAAGAAAAAACCCCAGGGACGGCUCGCUAUUAUUUCAAUUGUGGGCAAUGGUGGAGGAGGUAAGACAGCCCUUGCACGAAAAGUUUACAAUAGAAAUGAUGUUAAAUCUAAUUUUUCUUGUCGUGCAUGGGUAUAUGUCUCCCAAGAGUACGUGCUAAAAGAUCUUUUGCAGAGUAUGCUACAACAGGUUACGACCCUCACAGAUGCAGACUUAAAACAUAAGGAGGAGGAAGAGUUGCAGAGGAUUCUCCGUUAUCGUUUGGAAAGAAAGAGCUACCUGAUCGUAUUGGACGAUCUAUGGAGGGAAGAAGAUUGGGAUGUCAUAGAAAGGGUCUUCCCGAAGCCAUUCAAGGGUCGGAAAUGUAGAGUUUUACUCACUACUCGCAAUCUGGAUGUAGCCAAAUAUGCGGAUCCAUCAACUGAUAAUUGGCUUAUGCUACCAGCUUUGAAUGAGAUGGACAGUUUGAAGCUUUUCCUUGAGACAGUCUUCAAGUGCUCAGAGGAUGAAAUACCAAAAGCUAGUCUCUCCAAAGAGAUGAAAGACAUAGCGAGGAAAAUCGUAGUUGAGAAAUGUCAUGGACUUCCUCUUAUUAUUUUGCUUUUAGGAGGCCUCUUAUCAGUGAAAAGGACAGAUGUUUCGGUGUGGGCUGAUAUACUCAAAAGUUUAAAUCGCCAUGGAAGUCUUUUUACUGUCCUCCAUGUAGUAGAUCUUUGUUAUGUGGAUUUGCCUGAUAAUUUGAGAUCUUGUGUCUUUUAUUUUAGACUUUUCCCACCAGAGGAUACGAUCAAGUGUGACACAUUGAUUCAUUUAUGGGCUGCGGGUGGAUUUUUGGAGCCGACGAAGGACGAUGAAGACGUGAAAGAUGUCGCAAAACGUUGCCUUGGAGAGUUAAUCCAAAGGAACCUGAUCGAGGUCGCCAAACGGAGAAGUGAUGGGGCUCCUGUAACAUGUCGCAUUCAUGUUCUCCUUCGAGAUUUGGCUCUAAUGGAAGCCAAGAAAGCUGAACUUUCGAGGAGUUCUGAGAAUUAUAACCACUUGGACAAUCAUCACCCAAUACUUGCCUUACAUCCUAAGGACAGUGAUCAGGUCCUCCAUGGUACAUCUGCUGCUCAUCAUCCUCAUGUAUUCCAACCGUAUGAAGCUUUAAUUAGGUUGAUGAACCAUCUCCUUUCUUUUCGUGAUCCCUUCAAAUUUCAAAACCAUCUGCACUCCUUGUUGUGUUUCUCUAAAAACCCACAAAUUUGCUAUCAAGGGUUGCAUUUGCUUAGAGUACUUGAUCUAGAAGGUGCAGAAAAUAUCAUGGAAGUACCCAAUGAAAUUAGGAAUCUCACCCUUCUCAGGUACUUGAGCUUACACGGCACCCGUGUAAAACUGAUUCCACCUUGGAUAGCCAAUCUCCCCAACUUACAGACAUUAGAUGCACCCCGUUCCAAGAUUCCCAUAGACACAUUGAGACUAAAUCAGUUGAGACAUCUCUUCGCAGAUUCCUUUUCCAGCUAUCCAGACUCUUCUUCUCUGUCUCUUUGCAUCGGAGAUCUUGAGCAUUUACACACACUGCAACUAGAUAUAGGCGAUUGGGUAACCAGUGGUGGCCUUGAUGACUUAACCAAUCUUAGAGUCCUAAGGUUAAGGUUAAAAGGUUGUAACGACAUUGGGUCCAAGCAAAAUGCAUUAUGCGAGGCCGUAGCCAAUUUGAAACGUCUUGAAUCCCUCAGAUUGACACAAGCAGAAGCAUCAUACUCGUCUCCCAUGGAUUUGCCAUCAUUGUCGACCCACAGGCAUCUCAAUGAAAUAGUAGUGGAGGGAACAUUUACUAAACUUCCUAGAGACGAUCAAUUUCCACCAUAUCUCUCUUAUUUGUGGUUGGAAAAUUAUAUUUAUGGUGUGGAUUCCGUGGAUCCACUCUUCACUCUCCAAAAGCUACCUUGUUUAAAGAAGCUUUGCUUGCGACUGUCCAAGGCUGGAAAAAUGACUUGCUCUAAGGGAGGGUUUCCAAAACUCGAGCAUUUGUAUAUUAGAGUUUAUUUCGAGCCUAAGAAUUGGACAGUGAAGCAAGGAACUUUGCCUAGCUUGAGAGUUUUGCAUAUCGAAGGUGAUCACAGGUUAGGAAAGCUUCCAGAUGGGCUGAGACAUGUCACAACCUUGAAGGAACUUAUCAUAACAAGGGGGUACGAUGUGAAAGAUAGCCUGAUCAAUGAAGGAGAAGAAUGGGAUAAAGUUAAACAUAUAGGACCUUCUAUCAAGUAUUUGGAUGACAGCUUUAUGAGGCCUUGACAUGGAAACAGGUUCACAGCUUUAACAUUUCAUAUAUGCAUAUUUGUUCAUGAAUUCCUUUUGCAACAUGGAAAUCCUUAAGUAGCAACUGGGUAUUGGAGAGAAGUAGUGCCACACAAGGAUAACUCAUUUCUUUAUACAGAUCCUCCUUGCACUGGAUUGUGAUGGCCUGGUGUGAAGGUUCUUUAGAAAUGAGGAAGGUGGUCACUUUGAUCACCCAUCCCUAGUCUUUGAUCAGAAACAUUUUGUGGCUCUUGAAAUGAAAGCUGGAUCAUUGGUAGUCAUCCAUAUUGACCUUAUACAUCAAAGGGUGUCCGGAUCUUUGACCUGACUAGUCCCUGGGGUCACUGUGAUACCGCUUACACAGGACCGGGUCAGUCCGAUACGGAAACUCUCGUGCUGUGGCCCCAAGAAGUUAGGUGCAGCGGCUAAGGAUCAGAAGGAAAGUGGAACCGGAGCCCCUUUAUAUUUCUUGACCGGAGCUCAUUGGCAGUCUUUCAAGCGUUCUAUAUCUUCAAAAUGAUGGUGCGUAGAGGAGGCAAAAUCAGAAGGGAACUUUUCCUUGCUGGAUUAUUGUGCUCUACUUUACAGUUCAAUUGCCUAGUUAUAAUAUGGAUAUUCGCUUUUUGAGGGGCGUGGAUCUUCUUCAUUGAUCUGAAAAUGGAUUGUAUGGCCCUGUAUGCUAAAACUUGGCUUUAAGUGUAUAUGCAUAUCUUUUCUCUAUUAAGGUAUUUUUAAUGGAAUGUUAGGGUGCAUUUAUUA
Messenger RNA from Macadamia integrifolia, 5061 nucleotides. RefSeq names its product probable disease resistance RPP8-like protein 4. The coding region runs from base 217 to 4299 and encodes 1360 amino acids. Gene Ontology annotation, biological process: defense response to other organism. NCBI's taxonomy places the organism in Eukaryota, Viridiplantae, Streptophyta, Magnoliopsida, Proteales, Proteaceae. The record is from RefSeq and is a predicted model, not a curated record. Gene Ontology annotation, molecular function: ADP binding. The transcript has 6 exons.